AUGGACAUAGUUCAAUCAGCCACCACAGAAAUCAUGAUUGCUAAGACAUCCUUCAAGAAAAUACCCAGUGACCUUCUGGGCAGCCUAGUGGAGGAACCUAAAAAAAGACAUGCUAUCCCCAAUCACCUGCUGGAAUCAAAGAUUUAUUCAGAACUGGAAAGGAGCAAGGUUGUACAGGCUGAGCCUGCUGUGUUACACUAUGGAGGGUACAAAGUUGGAAAACAUCACCAACAGACACUGAAACUGAUAAAUAUAUCUGGUGAUGUAAUAAACCUUCACAUAAUACCACCCCAGACAAAGUAUUUUCAGAUCAAAUACAACAAAACACACCGGCUUGUCCCUGGCUUGUCAUAUGUGGUUACUGUUGAUUUUUGUCCUGAUGAGUGGCGGUAUUACUAUGACUGCAUCCGAAUUCACUGUCAGGGAGAAGAUACAUUAGUCAUUCCUGUGCAUGCUUACCCUGCUGUGAAUGUUGUAGAAUUUCCAUCAUUUAUAAAUCUGUCUGAUGUAUCAGUUGGUAAGAGUAAGGAGUAUGUUAUCCCGUUGCAGUGCAGCUGUCCAAUAGACUUUGAAUUCCACAUUGAUUUUAUUCAGCCUCAUAGAGCCUUCACUGUCCAGCCAACAUUUGGAAUCAUUCCAGGCAAUGGGAAAGUGGAAGUAACUGUGAAAUAUUCCCCAUUUGAGUAUGGAACAGCACAAAUGACAAUGCAGUUACGAAUUUCACAGUUUCACUCAAAACCCUAUGUAUGCGUAUUCACAGGAACUUCGACACCACAUCUGGGUCUAAUAAAAGAACAUUUUAACAAACAGCGAAGGCGUCCAGAGAAAAAAGCUGCAUCUGCAGGAAAAUCCAUUGUGUGGAGAAGAGGCCAAUUCAGCCAACCACAAUCGAGGCCUAUUCAAAAAGUAAAGGAAAUAAUUGAAUACCAGAACCUCAGAUUCCCCACAGACUUGUCAAAUCCAUAUGCUGUAGCUACUGUUUUGAAUCAGGAACCAGGCAAAUUGAAGAUUAAGGACUUGAAAGAAGCCUUUUCCCAAGGCAAUGAAGGGAUAAAAAUAAGACAGAUGAAGGAAGCCAUAUUUCAACUAAAAGUCAAACAAAAUAUUCAGGAAGAGGAAGGAAAUCAUCUAAAGAGGCAAGUUCAUAAAGGCAAAGAUCCAAUAUCUGUGGAAUUUAAAAAAGAGGUUAUUGAAAACCGACAGAGGGAAGAAGAGCAAUACAAGGUUAGAAGAGGAGAUCCUAUCAUAGAACAGGAGUUUCAAAGGAACGAAGUAGAAGUUACUUUCAGACGUGUUACCCGGUUUGCUGACCAGUGUCCAAGUGUCCAUCCCACAUUUGACUUGCUCCAUAAUGACCCUUGGGACAACAGAAACAGGAUGUUGAGGAAAUUCCAACAAGCAGCAUACAAGAUUGUGGUUCAGAUUCGGCUAAAUCGCUUACUGCUUCUGUUCCGUGGGCUAACCAGAGAAGCCAAAGGUUUGGAGGAAGGCUCUGUGUCUGAAAGCAGGAGUUUCAGCAAACCAGAGAGAAGUGAAGAAUGUAAGGGCAUUUCUUCCAGGAUAUCUGAAGAUCGUAUAUUGCCUUUUGAACUCCCCUUUUCCAGUUCCUGUGAAUUUCACCGUGAUUUGGCACCUGAUGCUCUUGGCCUAGUUCCUAUCGAACCUGUAGAUGUGAAAGUCAGACACAUUCUUCCUUUUUAUGACUUGAAGGUUCCUCAGCAUUUCAGCAUUAUGAAGUAUCAGCCAUUUUGUACACACCAUGCAGCCACAAGUUACAAACCUCGAAAACUUUCCCGACCACUGAGGCAGGGAGCCCAGGAUGAGUUGGUUCAAGUAGUUUCUUCCCCAGAGGGGCAACUUAACCUGAUCUCCCAGAGUGUGGAUUUUCACAAAACAUCCCCAGAAGAAGCAGCAGAAAGGAAUAUCAGCCUCUUAAAACUGGUUCCUCCCCAAGCUUUAGUCUACCCUACAGAGAGCAACCCACUUCGCAUUUUUAACCCUACUCCAGGAUUAGUUCCAGUUUUACCUCCUUUGGCCUAUUCUGAAACAAAUAUUGAAUAUCAUCUUUGUCCUCAUCCAAAAUAUACCUUUACCAAGGAAUGCCCACAAGGAUCCAGUAUUCCAGUCACACAAAAGAAAUUUCUGCAUCACAAGGAAGUGAUUUGUGAAGUAAUGGAAUGGAGAAGAUUCUUGCCAGUGGUGUAUUCCACUUUUUCUAGCACUCCCACACUGACAAGUACAACACCUAGGGAUCCUUACAGUUUAGAUAUGCUUCCAAGAGAUGUACCACCAAUGCUGUGUGACUUACUUGAGAGAGACAGGGAGAAUAUAAUUGACCAUGAGACAGAUGAAACCGAGUUCAAAAUGAUUCUUACUCCAGAGAUGGUGAGAGCUGAAUUUCCACAAAUUGGGCAGGCACUCUCAGAAGAAGGCAAAGAGAAAUCAGCAAAAGAUGACAGAGACCCGCACAACCAUCCAGAUGGACAUUUUCAACCCCAAAACAACGAGCUCAGAGAGAAGGUUCAAAAACACAUGGAGAAAAUGAAGCUGAAAGCACUUAAUAAAACCCUUAUUCUGGGAUAA
Balearica regulorum gibbericeps (East African grey crowned-crane) is the source of this 2583-nucleotide messenger RNA. Lineage: Eukaryota; Metazoa; Chordata; Aves; Gruiformes; Gruidae. The record is from RefSeq and is a predicted model, not a curated record.